UACGUUCUCUCUGUCUCUCUCUCUCUCUCUCAACCUGCGCGUUCUCUCUCUCUCUCUCUCUCUCUCUCUUUCUCUAAAAACUCUCUCUCUUAGGGUUUUCAAUCUGCUCUCGCCUCUCAUAAUCUUUGGAGUUGCACAGAUCGAUCCUAUCUGCCUCGUUGUUUGGCUGGGUGGUCUAUCUCAAGGCUGAAAUGCGAAGGCUCAAAGUGUGUAUGUGGGAUUGAGAACAAAGCUUAUAGUUGUUGCCAAAGAGGGGAUGGUUGGUAUGCAUGUAAUGCUACUGAUAUGAUGAAAAGGAAUUGAAUAUUUUGCAAGUCCAAGAACAUCUCUGUGAUCAUUAAUAAUGCUAAGCAUUUUGUGGUUGUAGAGUUGCGGAGAAUUACUUGCUUUACUCUCAGUGGUCAACAGAGGGUGCUACCCUGUGAUAUCUGCUGAGAGGAUUUCUGAUCAGUCAUAGUAGGUGAUUAUUAUAUAUGGUUUUUUUCGGCUCGACAUUAGGCUUUGAAUAUUAUUGUGCCAGUGGUUCUGUCCAUCUUUGUUCAUUGAGAAGGAAGCAUAUUCACACCAGGGGAUUUUUCUGUAUCCAUGCUGGCAGAGAGCAUGCGUGGAAUCUAUGCUUUGGGUAAUGCCCCUGACGAGAUUUGUUGCUGAUGCACUCGGUGUGGUGACAAUUUGUCUUGUUGCUAUCUUGGUUCUUCUCGGCUUGUUCUGCAUUGUUUACUCCUCCUACUUCCGCUCUCACAUUCGUAGUCAAGGUUUUAUUCAGCUUAAUUAUUUCACUGGUCCUUGGAUCAUCCGAAUCGCAUUUAUCUUGUUUGCGAUCUGGUGGGGUUUCGGUGAGAUUGUUAGGUUAAGCUUGUUGAGGCAGGAGGGUAGAGUAUUGAAUGCUCUUAAUUUGAAAUGGCAGCGUACUGUUUGCAAAUGUUACAUUCUUUCAAACCUGGGGUUUGCAGAACCUUGCCUGUUCCUCACCCUUGUGUUUCUCCUUCGUGCAUCCUUACAGGAGACAGAAUCGGGGAUAUUGAGUCGGAAAUGGAAUGGAAAAACAGCAGGUUAUGUUCUUCUGUAUUGCCUCCCAGUGUUUGUUCUUCAGUUCAUUGUUAUUUUAGUUGGACCAACAUUUAACAAUGAUGAGAGAUUUGUGCACAAAUUGCCGUAUUAUUUCACAAAAACAGCUUUUACAUCGAUGAAGGACCAAGAUGUUGCCCUCUGCACCUACCCUUUACUGAGUACUAUCUUCCUUGGCAUUUUUGCCAUUGUCCUAACAACAUAUUUGUUCUGGAUUGGAAGGCGGAUUCUUCAUUUGGUCAUCAAUAAGGGUUUGCAAAGGAGAGUUUACACAUUGAUAUUCUCCGUUUCUAGUUUCUUUCCAUUAAGGGUUUUAUUUCUUGGUUUAUCGGUUCUAUCUAGGCCAGAACAUUAUCUGUUUGAAGCUUUUGCUUUUUUGGCUUUUCUUUCGCUGUUUUGUUGUGCCGGGGUGGGUAUUUGCAUUCUUGUCUAUUGCCCAGUUGCGGAUUCUCUUGCUUUGAGGAAUCUGCAAGACGUAGAGGCUAGGAGAAGGAUUAGUGAUGAACUACAAACUGACACCAUUUCACUAAUUGCUAACCAAAGCCCUCUAGAAGAAAUUGUGGAAAGCCCUGGUAGAAGCUCUGCUGCUUCGGCGAACCGUGGUUCCAUUUCUUUUCGGACUAUGGAGAAAGAUGAAACCACCUCUGGGGCAGUUGUGGAAUUUAGCCUCCUCUCACCUAGUCAGCAUUCCACCCCGCCAGGCUCACCCCGGCUUCUUCUUGGCUGGCAGAUGCUCCCUCCUACACAAGAAGUUCAUGGAACGUAAAAGCAAACAAGAGAAGUGAGACUUGUGGUAAAACUCAAUUUUGUGGUACACAAAAAACUGUUUGUAAAGUGUUUUUUAGAUUUUAAUAAGGAUUGCUCUUUUUUUGUUUUUGUUUUUGUUUUUUUUGUUUUUGAGAUAUAAUGGUUUGCCUGCUACCCCCCACCUUUAUUUUUUUUGGUGGAACUCUUUUGGUCUGUAUCUCUGCUGUUUUAUUACUAUAACCAUUUAAAAUUCCAUCCAUGCUGAAGAUUUAAGGCAUGCUUGCUCUCU
Camellia sinensis is the source of this 2104-nucleotide messenger RNA. Lineage: Eukaryota; Viridiplantae; Streptophyta; Magnoliopsida; Ericales; Theaceae. The record is from RefSeq and is a predicted model, not a curated record.